Notothenia coriiceps (black rockcod) is the source of this 832-nucleotide messenger RNA. RefSeq names its product nucleobindin-2-like. The record is from RefSeq and is a predicted model, not a curated record. The transcript has 7 exons. Gene Ontology annotation, molecular function: calcium ion binding. Gene Ontology annotation, cellular component: extracellular exosome; endoplasmic reticulum-Golgi intermediate compartment. NCBI's taxonomy places the organism in Eukaryota, Metazoa, Chordata, Actinopteri, Perciformes, Nototheniidae. The coding region runs from base 77 to 832 and encodes 251 amino acids.
UGCUACCUAGCUGACUAGCAGCUAGCUGCCGACACAACAACAGCUGAGAGGAAGCAACGCCAGGAAAGCAGAGCAGAUGAGAUCCAGGAUUCAUAAUAAGAUGUGUUUGAGCCGGGCCCUUCUCACCGGCUGGGUCUUGCUGCUGGUCCAGGUGCUGUGUUUAGAGGCAGUGCCCAUCAGUAUGGAUAAAACAAAAGUCCACGUGCCAGAGAAAAAAGAACCAGAAGAGCCUCCAGCAGCUAGCGUGGACACUGGACUCCACUAUGACCGCUACCUCAGGGAAGUCAUCGAUUUUCUAGAGAAAGAUCAGCAUUUCAGGGAAAAGCUCCACAACACAGACAUGGAAGACAUCAAGCAAGGUAAACUGGCCAAAGAGCUGGACUUUGUCAGCCAUCACGUCAGAACCAAACUGGAUGAGUUGAAGAGGCAGGAAGUAAACCGACUCCGAACUCUGAUUAAGGCAAAGCAAGACCUUGAAGGAGGGAACGACAUAGCAGUGGACCACCAGGCUCUGCUGAAACAGUUUGAGUACCUGAACCACAACAACCCUCAUACGUUUGAAGUGGAUGACCUGGAUCGGCUCAUCAAAUCGGCAACAAAUGAUCUGGAGAACUUUGACAAAGACAGACACGAGGAGUUCAAGCAGUAUGAGAUGACGAAAGACCACGAUAGACGGGAACACCUGAAGACACUGGACGAUGACGAGAGAAAGAAAGAGGAGGAGCACUAUGACGAGCUGAGGAAAAAGCACGCCGACCACCCUAAAGUCAACCACCCGGUGAGUCUGUCUCAGUUCCUCUCCCCCUCCUUUUGCUGCAUGGUGUUGCAGUGA